Messenger RNA from Seriola dumerili (greater amberjack), 2358 nucleotides. RefSeq lists its product as uncharacterized. NCBI's taxonomy places the organism in Eukaryota, Metazoa, Chordata, Actinopteri, Carangiformes, Carangidae. The transcript has 13 exons. Bases 37 to 2358 code for a protein of 773 amino acids. The record is from RefSeq and is a predicted model, not a curated record.
UCCCUCGCAGCCCCUGGACUACAGACCCUCUCCCCCAUGAUCACGAUGGAGUCAGGCCUCAACCCGCUGCCACAGUUCCCAGAAAACUCCUAUAAAAUGACGGAGGAGGAUGUGAAGAGGCUGAUUGAGUUCAGGGCGUCCAAUGAGGCUCUGUUCACCGGGAAAAGAAACUCUGCCAAGAUCGCGUGGAGCACCAUCCUGAAAGGUCUGGGCCUGGAGGGGAAGCUGACAGCCGACCAGAUCGCCAAGAAAUGGGACAACCUGCGGACGAAGUACAAGGACCUGAAGCAGCCCUACCAGGGUCAGGACAACAUCGGGGGCGUGGUGGAGUCGUGGCCCUGGUUCCACAUCAUGGAUGAAGCAAUGCAGGGUCGCCUCUACAACAGCAACCUGGUGCUGAGCCCGGAGAACGCCGCCAACACCGGUCACCGUGGCAACAGCCAACCCAACCAGAACCAGGAGAACACCGACAUCCUGGAGUUCCUCAUCAAGACGGAGAUGGAGGACACGGUGGCAGCAGAGGCGGCGGAGGACGAUGGGACGGUCCACACAGAGGCUCCUCCCACCGAGGGCGUGCCCAUGGGCUGGAGGAGGAUGACGGAGUGCUCCUAUAAGAUGACGGAGCCGGAGACGGAGCGGAUGAUCAAACUUCGAGCCGCCAACGAAGCGCUCUUCACCGGCAGGAAACAUUCAGCCAAACCGGCCUGGAGAGCCAUUCUAUAUGAACUGGGUCUUCAGGGGAAGCUGACCACGGAUCAGUUGGCCAAGAAGUGGGACAACCUGAAGAGGAGAUACAAGGAGCUGAAGUUUCCCGCUCGGGGGGUGGAGACGAACCCCAGCUCCUGGCCCUGGUUCUACCGAAUGAACGACGCCAUGGAGGGGCGCUUCGCCGGCGCCGCGCCCAUCCUCACGCCUAUCGUGGAGGACGAAGACGAAGACUGUGAGCCGCUGUCGCCGACGCCCAAGAAACGAGCCCGCCGGAGCCGGGGGGGGAUGGCGGAGUUCCUGACGGAGUCGGAGAUGGACCUGCUGGUGGAUAACGAGGAGAAGAACGGGUCGUCGGCGCUGGGGGAGCUGCACCGAAUGGCAGAGUUCACCUACAAGCUGACAGAAGAAGACACCAGGCGACUAAUUGAGUUACGAGCCGCUAAUGAGUCUCUGUUCACUGGGAGGAGAAACACGGCGAAACCAGCCUGGAGGGGAAUAGUGAAGGAGAUGGGUCUGACCGGGAAGAUAACACCUGACCAGGUGGCCAAGAAGUGGGACAACCUGAAGACCAAAUUCAAGGACCUGAAGUUCCCUCCCCGGGGGAUGGAGAACCAGACCAACCCGGCCUCGUGGCCCUGGUUCCAGCUGAUGAGCGACGCCCUGGAGGGACGUCUGGCGGGGAAAGCUCCCAGAGUGACGCCCGUUUGGACCAACGAGGAGGACGGCGUCUUCGGCUCGUCCCCGCCUCCCGACAGAGACUGUCUGCUGGCGGAGAGGAGCAGCGUGUCGGAGCUGGAGAGCAUGGUGGGGGGGGACAACCCCGAGGCUGAUGGGAACGUCACCUACAUCGACGCCAGCGGAGAAGAGUGUUCGACGCCCUCUGACCUCUCCUAUAAAAUGACGGACCAGGACACCAGGAGGAUGAUUAAACUACGAGCCUCUAACGAAGCGUUGUUCACCGGGAGGAGAAACGCCGCCAAAGCCGCCUGGAAGGCCAUCCUGAAGGAGCUGGGGCUGCAGGGGAAAGUCUCCACCUACCAGAUGGCAAAGAAAUGGGACAAUUUGAAGAGGAGAUACAAGGAUCUGAAGUACCCUCCUGUAGGGAUGGAGAGUGUAGCAGACGGCGCCUCCUCCUGGCCGUGGUUCCACCUGAUGAAUGAAGCCAUGGAGGGUCGCCUGGCAAACAGCGCCCCCCUCCUCACCCCUGUCACCCAGGACGACGAGCAGCACUCUGACCCCGCCCCCAGACACAGGUCCCGCCCCACCCUUCCCCCUCCGCCCGCCUCUUCCUCUGAGUACGGACAGGAGGCGUUCUGCGACGGCGCCGAGCAGAGCCAGCGCAGCUCGGAGGCGUGCGACGGGCCGCUGGGGGGGCUGGACAGGGAGUGGGAGAUGGUGGAGCGGGAGAGGACGGCGCUGGAGCGGGAGAGGGAGAUGGUGGAGAGAGACAGGGCGGCGGUGGAGAGAGAGCGGGCGGCGGUGCAGGCGGAGCGGCUGUGGUUGGAGCGGGAGCGGGCGGCGGUGGAACGGGACAGAGCCAUGCUGGAGCAGGAGAGGGCGGGGCUUAGCAGAGAGAGGGAGGUCCUGGACCAGAGAGCGCUGAUGCUGAACUCUGUGGGACACUCCGGACACCUCAACGCACUCAUGUAG